Messenger RNA from Saccharomyces mikatae IFO 1815, 2280 nucleotides. It is a transcript of the gene TUL1, whose product is annotated as ubiquitin-protein ligase TUL1. The record is from RefSeq and is a predicted model, not a curated record. Bases 1 to 2280 code for a protein of 759 amino acids. The transcript has a single exon. Lineage: Eukaryota; Fungi; Ascomycota; Saccharomycetes; Saccharomycetales; Saccharomycetaceae. Gene Ontology annotation, molecular function: zinc ion binding.
AUGGAAAUCGAUGGCAACACCUUAGUGUUUAUAAUAGUGAUUCUAUUCCUAUUUUUCUCCACACCUGGUGGUGAUGGCGUAUCCUCUCAAUACGAGUUCAAUCAGCUUCAGAGAUUGAAGCAACAGUUCCGAACAGAACAUGAUGCAUUCCUCAAUAUGACGUAUACAGAUGGUUUCCGAAAUAUCACUGGUUUCAAAUUAAGUUACCAAGACAUGUUGAAUAAUCCUCUCCAGAAUGCCACUUACCCAUUACCAGGAAAAGAUUAUGAUCGAUGGUUUCCCGAACAGAACUACAUGAUCUUACCCAAUGAAAUCAUAGACUCCAUAAACACUGAAGUCUGGAAUACCUCCAAUGGUGACACCUCCAACCUUUUCCCCCCUAAUAUUACAAGUACUCUGUUAGGAAAAAUAAAUCUUGUUUCAAAUAACAAGUAUGAAAAAAUAAGGAUGCCCAUACCCAGGUUCUAUGAGCCGGCAAGUGAUUUUUCAGACGAUAUUCCUCCUGAGGGGGAAACGUACUGGUCAGAGCGACACACUUACGGUGAACUCCAUAAUGUGAGUUUUCAGCAUGGCGAAAUAGCUAUCCAAAUCUUUCAUAUGAACAAUCUUCAAGAUAAUAAUAAUAAUUACUUGAGGAGAAAUUUCAUAAAUAAGAAAAGCGACAGAUGGAAAUUAUUAAAUCUUCAGAUCGACUUUUCAGAUAAGGCUGAAAAGGAAAAGCAUUCCAUAUCCUCAAUGGCUGUCUACGAUAUUCAACGUGGUAGAAUACUUUCUAUUUCUCAGAGUUCUAAACUUCAUUCCUUGUUCGCCCUUCCUCAUUACAUGUCUUUUCAGAAUGAAUAUAAUGAGAAAAUAUUCAAUGAAGUCAAAGAAGUCGUUGACGAAUAUUGGAAUUUUACGAGUUACGCGAAUGUGAUGACCAUGAAAGACGUACAGAAUGCGUACAAUAACGCUAAUCUUAAAUGUGAGUAUAUGACUUUUCUUCAAUUGGAACCGUGGAACCAAUACACAAGAGACCAGAUUAAGUUAAUAGACGAUGAAUUGAAUUGGCCCUUGGGGCGUCCGGCUAAUCUUUCUAGUCUACCGCCCCUGAAGGUUAUCUCUGGAUUAUUGUAUUCUCCUGACUGCGGUGUGAGAUUAGAAAUGCAUGACGUGAAGGGUAUACGGUAUGAACUAAAAAUUAUGUCGAUUAGAAGACAUUUACUGUUCGGUAUUGCGUUAUUUGCGGCCCAGAUAUACUUAUUGCUGACUCAAAUGCAUCACACAAACACCCCUUCCAUGGUUAACAAAAUCUCAUUCUAUUGCUUCUCGAUGAUUAACUUAGUGGAUGGUUCCCUGGCCACCUUAUACUUUGUGGCGGCCAGUAUUGUUCCUGAAUUGUACUUGCCUUUGGUGAUAAGUGCUUUUUCAUGCUUUAUCUUGGCCUCUAUUUUCGAAAUACGUUACUUGAUAUCGAUUUACGCUUCGCAGGUUAAUGAACAGAAUGUUGGGGUUCUCAAUUUAUUACGUGGUAACACUGGUGCAUAUGAUGAGAAUAGACCAAGGCCUGCGUUCAUCCCUGAUGAAGGUUCUAUCGGUGGCUCCCUAUAUGGCAGAUUUUUCUUUAUGUUAAUCAUUUUUACCUUUUUAUUAUUGAGUUCGACAUCAUGGCCUCGCCAAUUAAGGAUGACAUUUGAGUACAUUCUAAUUUUCAUAUUAAACUCCUAUUGGAUUCCUCAAAUUUUCCGUAACGCUGUUAAGGGUAUCCCUUCAAGAAGAGAAAGAACAAGAUCUAGUAUUGGAGGAAAUAGAAACCAAAACAAAAUGCCUUUAUUGUGGAGUUUUGUAGUAGGGACGACAAUAAUUAGAAGUCUGCCCGUUGUUUAUGUUUUCACUUAUUCUUCUAACGUCUUUAGGCACCACAAAGAUGUACAUUUCGUCGUGUUUCUAUCACUAUGGUUACUGUUUCAAAUUAGCAUCUUGUAUUCUCAAGAUAUAUUGGGAUCGCGCUGGUUCCUACCUAAGCACACAAUUCCGGAUGGAUACUCGUAUUUCAAGGCUCUUUCAACUGAGUAUAUAUCAGAGCAUGGAGGUGGAACUGCUGAAAAUACCGUUGAUUGCGCGAUAUGUAUGUCAGAUGUCCCAAUAUACAUAGAAGAAGUUCCAGAAACUCACAAAGUGGAUCAGCAUUCUUACAUGGUAACGCCCUGUAACCAUGUAUUUCAUACUCCAUGUCUGGAGAACUGGAUGAGUUAUAAAUUACAAUGCCCAGUGUGUAGGUCGCCGUUACCUCCAUUGUAG